CGCCCUCCUCGCCAUUUCUGUAAUGGCUGCUUCGUGGAAGGCGGUGUCACGCAGAAGCUCUUAGUCUCAGCAUCCGGAGCUCCAAGAAAGGAGUAUUUCAAAUUUGUCUGCAUUUCCUGGAUGGGAGAGACCUUAAGAAAGUGUAAUUUUUACUCACUAGGAUACUUUAAGUUUCCAAAGACCUUCAGCCCUCAAGAUCCAGCCACUUGAAGACCCCAGCAUCAUGACCUCAGUUUCAACUCAAGUGUUCUUAGUUCUCAUUUCACUGCUUUUGGUGCUGCCUGUUGUUGAAGCAGUAGAAACGGGAGAUGCAGUUGCUCUCUUGUUAGGUGUGGUACUCAGCGUUACAGGCAUUUGUGCUUGUUUGGGGAUAUAUGCACGAAAGAGAAAUGGACAGAUGUGACUUUGAAGAGCCUCCUGAAUCAAACCUUGCCCUGAAAAUCUUUGUGCUAUUGAGGCUAAAAACAGAGCUUUGGUGUCUGGAAGUUCCCAAGAAACAGUAAAUAGGGUAAAUUCACAUUCUUAAUUAACUGUUUUCACUAUAAAUGGGAACAAAUUGAUAUAUGUUAAAUGGAAAGAAAAGUUUCCCAACAAAUGAUGUACUGACAAAUGCAGUCUAUAAUUUGUAUUUGCUGCUUAGAAAGAGGAUCAAAGUAAGAGGGCUGAAGUUUUCAUAUGUAACAUUUCAUAGUUUCAGAAUUCUCAAAGCACAUAAAAUAGGAAGAAGGAAGCUCUGGCCCAGAAUCCUAGGAAAUCACCACUGUUCAGUUGUAAUCACUGCCCCCUGCAUCUUUUUGGAGUCUUUUCUCCAUAUUUUUAUUAUAUUUUUGUUUUUGUUAUCUCCCAAGUUAAUAUUGUACUUAGAUAUGAUAUACAGUCAGUCCGAAAUUAAAAUUUUAUUUCUUUGGUGGGAAGAAGGUUAAAAAAUGUAUUCAGUGUAUCUAACAGUGAAAUGGAGAAAAGAUUUAAUGUAAAAAAAUUACUUUAUAUUGACAUUGAAAUGGAGUAGCGAUUUAAUGUUAAAAAAAACUUUAUAUUAACUAACAUCUCCAUAGUGAGAAAUACUAUAUUAAAUAUAAACCCAUUAUGUUGUAA
Molecule: messenger RNA, 1095 nt
Organism: Equus caballus (horse)
Lineage: Eukaryota; Metazoa; Chordata; Mammalia; Perissodactyla; Equidae
Gene: SMIM30
Product: small integral membrane protein 30
Source: RefSeq, a predicted model, not a curated record